This is a messenger RNA of Rubroshorea leprosula, 7705 nucleotides long. Lineage: Eukaryota; Viridiplantae; Streptophyta; Magnoliopsida; Malvales; Dipterocarpaceae. The record is from the annotation of a GenBank genome assembly.
UCAUAAGUGGAUUAGUCCAUUUAGUAUCAAUAGAGUAAUUUGCAGAUACAAGUAUGAAUAAUGUAGUUGUCUAUAGUUGAAAAUUUACAGUUUCAAGUUUUUGAUGUCGAAUAUUGAAAAUCUAUGUUCCAUACCAAACCCACUUGGUAUUCCUUUCUUGAUUGAUUAGGAGAAAAAACGAGAUGAGAGAGAGAGGUAGAGCGAGAACGAGAGAAGGCGACCGAUGGGCACGGGCUAGGAAGACGGCACAGAGUAUAGAGAAUGGUAGAUCUCAGCAGAGAAAUCGUCAGAGCAGGAGGUUACCAGAUCAGAAAAGGGAGAAGCAGUAUGAGCAGAAUCAGGUGUUUGAAAGGAAGAUAGGAGACUCUUACGACUGGGGAUUAUACAAACAAGCGACACCUUAUUUUUUCACAAACUUCCCAGAAAAAUGGACAUAUGAAGACAUGUGGAGAACGUUUCUGAAAUUCGGGAGGGUAUAUGCUAUUUACAGUCCAAAGAGAAGAAGCAGAAAUGGUGGCAGGUUUGGCUUUGUCAGAUUUCUUGAUGUGAAGAACAGAAAAGAGCUGGAAAGAAAAUUAGAUAAUAUCUGGAUUGGAGAUUGCAAACUGUGGGUUAAUGCUCCAAGAUACGAAGACAAUCAGCAAGUAGGGAAGGAAAUAAAAUCCAGACCCAUUCCGGAGCCACAAGCUCAAACCAGGAGCUAUGCAGAAGUCUUGAAAGUGCAACUCUCGACCAGGCAAGUUUGGCAAGAGAAAGGAAGGAGUGAUACCUGGGCUGGGUUUGAAUACAACUCGAGUCAAGAGGAUUCUUCAUGGCUGGAGGGUUGUUAUGUGGGCACAACUCAUUCAGUUGAAAUGGUUAGGAACCUGCAAGAAAAAUUCUACAUGGAAGGGUAUUUCUCCUGUAGAAUUCGAGCGAUGGGGGGUAGACUAGUUCUAAUGGACUGUGAGGAUAAGGAUGAGCUGAAAGACCUGGUAGAAUCAGCAUCAGAGUGGUUGGGCCAAUGGUUCGAGAAGGUGUGCCCUUGGACCCCAAAUCUGGUAGCGGAAGAAAGAUUCGUUUGGAUUAAAUGUCAAGGCGUACCGUUAAACGUAUGGGGGCCUAAAUUCUUUGCUUCGAUGGGGAGCUCAUGGGGCAAGUUCAUUUGUCUUGAUGAUAGCACAAGUCAAAGGAGGAGAUUUGACAUAGCUAGAUUUUUAAUUUCGACUCCAAUUAUGAACAACAUUUCAGUGACGAGACAAAUCAAAAUCGACGGAUCCGUUUACAAACUCAAGUUCACAGAGGAGGAAUUCACCAAUAGUUUCUUCUCUUUGAAACAGGAUUUUAUCCCCCACUUUAGUAGUGAUUCAGAGGAACAAGAAACAUGGUCGCUGGUUAGUGAGAAGGAGGACAGUGUUAGCAAAGGUGCAGGGGAGGAAGAACAGGGGAAGGAUGAUGCAGCCGAGAAAGAGGAAGAUGAUGAUGACGUGGUUUGCAGUAGAGGGGAGACGUACGAAUCGGUUCUUCGAAACGGUCUGCAGCAGGAGGAGGGGACCGUUGAGAAAGUGGCGAACAGCAUGGAGCAGUUUCAAAUUUUAAACAAAAGGAAAAUCAGUUUAAGCGAAGAAAAGGGGACGCAGCAGGCGGGAAAUAGAGAUAAGGUCGGGCAGCAGGCCAAAGCUGGAAGCAAAAGUUUGGGUUUUCAAAAGGGACCUAAGUUGGGCCUUUCUGGGAAGCCCAACACACAAAAGGACAGCCCAUGCUAUGUGGAUUCCUCAAGUGCGGGUUUGGGUAUUAAUGAAGGGUAUGCAAAGUCAAAAUCAGACAGUGAAAUGGAGAAUUCGAGAGAAAGGAAAGCUGCCCUUUCUUGCAGCGAAGAUGAUCAGAAGCAAGAAGAUAAAGGAGAUCUCAACGGGCAGGAGCGCGCAAGUGCAAGUGAUCAGGUGCAGAUCUGCAUGCAAAGAAGCAAGGAGGGUGUCAUUCAAAGAAAGAAGAAGAUUCGCCUGUGCAGUACGGUCUACCUCAAGGCCAGAAAAACAGGGGAAAGAAUCCAGAGUGGGAAUCGGCGUGAAAGGAAAAAGAAGAAAGUAGAGAAGGGACAGGGGGUGCCGAAAUUCAUGGUGAGCCCAGAGGGAGAGGUCGCGGGUGAAUCGGUUGGCGACAGCGGGAUCGAAAAUUGCAACCGAGCUUUGAGGAAGCAGUUGCAAAUUCAGUUGGCAAAAGAUAUAUGGGAUUUAGCCAAAACUCUAGGCGCCACAGCAGAAAAUGAAGAGGAGAUCCUGCAGAAAAUUGAAGAAAUGGAGGGCAGAGAUAGACAAGGCAAAGAAGAUUUGGUGAAGAGAGGGGCAGUAGGCGCUAAGACGGUAGAAGUGAUUGAGGGGAAACACUUCACGGGGGUGUUUGGGUUGUGGGGGGAGGAUCAGUCGCCUAUUCACAUCUUAAAUAUAUACUCUCCAUGCCAUCUUCAAGGAAAAAGAGUACUAUGGGAGGAGUUGGGUAAGCUGAUCACCAGUAAAAGAGGCAAUUGGAUUUUGGGGGGGGAUUUCAACGCAGCAAAAUCAAUAGGGGAUAGAGCAGGUUGCAGUGGGAUAACCAGGGAGAUGAGGGAGUUUGAUAGCUUUAUACAUGUCACAGGGCUGGUUGAUUUACCAUUGGUGGGUAGAAAAUAUACCUGGCACAGUGCAAAUGGUCAGCAUAGGAGCAGAAUAGAUAGGUUUUUGGUUUCGGAAGAAUGCCUGCAAAAGUGGAAUGACUUAAAACAGUGGGGACUGGGAAGAACAGUUUCAGAUCAUUGUCCACUUCUUUUGAAAAAUGAAAAGAUAGAUUGGGGUCCAAAACCUUUUAAGUUUUUUGAUGCUUGGUUGGAACAUUCUGAUUGCAAGGAAGUAAUUAGCAAAGUGUGGAAAUCUAUAGAGGUGAGGGGGUGGAAGGGGUUCAGACUUAAGGAAAAGCUGAGAGAAACUAAAAAAGCUCUGAAGAAAUGGAGUGCUAAUCACACAGAUGAUGUUGACAGAAAAAUAAUUGAAGCAGAAAGGGUCAUAGCUGAAUUGGAUGAAAAAGAAGAGCAUAGCCAACUCUCAGAAGUAGACAUUGAGAAAAGAAGGAAUGGAUUCUUGGACCUUUGGAAGAACAUGAAGAUUCAAGAGAGCAUGUGGCAGCAAAAAUCCAGGAAGAUGUGGCUAAAAGAGGGGGAUGCAAACUCAAAGUUUUUUCAUAGAAGUGUGAAGGGCAGAUGGAGAAGAAACGAAAUUAACAGCAUUCAGAUAAAGGGUGAUCAAUAUAGAGGUGUAAAUGAGAUCAAGGAAGGUGUGAUGAAUUAUUUCAAGGGGUUAUUCUCGGAAGAAGAGUGGCAGCGACCAAAGCUAGACGGCGUCAGCUUCAAACAGAUAGACAAAGCUGACAAUGACUUUUUGAUAGCCACUUUCUCAGAAGAGGAUAUUAAAAACGCAGUGUGGGAUUGUGACUCAUCUAAGUCCCCUGGGCCGGAUGGCUUCAAUUUCAAGUUUAUAAAGGCAAUGUGGGAGGAAAUAAAACAGGACGUCAUAGGCUUCGUGCAGGAAUUCCACGAGCAUGGCAAGCUGGUCAGAGGCUCUAACUCCUCCUUCAUCGCCCUGAUCCCUAAGGUUGAAAACCCCUAUAGAAUUGAAGACUACAGACCUAUUUCACUCAUUGGAGUCAUGUACAAGAUCCUAGCUAAGCUACUAGCAAACCGCCUCAGGAAAGUUCUCGACAAGAUCAUCGGGGAGCAGCAUAUGGCAUUCAUAGAAGGUAGACAGAUGAUGGACGGAGUGGUGAUUGCAAACGAGGUGAUCGCAAACGAGGUGAUCGAUGAGGCUAAAAGGAAGAGGAAGAAGAGUUUUCUCUUCAAAGUUGAUUUCGAAAAAGCAUACGACAAAGUUAGCUGGGAUUUUAUUGAUUAUAUGCUUAUGAGAAUGGGUUUUACAGUCACUUGGAGAAAGUGGAUAAAGGAGUGCUUACAAACAAGUAUGAUUUCGAUCCUAGUGAACGGAAGCCCAACACAGCAAUUCCCGGUGAGCAAAGGAAUAAGACAAGGAGACCCGCUCUCCCCGUUCCUAUUUCUAUUAGUAGCAGAAGGGCUUAAUGGUUUAAUGCAGUCUGCCAAUGAGAAAAACUUGUACAGAGGAGUAAGGAUCGAAAAUGGGAACCUGUUAGUAUCUCACCUCCAAUUCGCAGAUGACACUCUGUUUUUUGGAGAGGCUUCGGAGGAAAACAUACAAGCAAUAAAAAGUAUCAUGAGGACCUUCGAACUGGCGUCGGGACUGAAAAUCAAUUUUGGCAAGAGUCAGAUAAUGGGGGUCAGGACUGAGGAGGGCUGGAAAGAGAGGAUGGCUUAUAGACUGUGUUGCAAGGCGGGAGAUCUUCCUUUUAAGUAUUUAGGUACUCCAGUUGGAGGGAAUCACAGAAGAAUAGCAUUGUGGCAACCACUGGUGAACUCCUUUAAAAAGAAACUUGCUAGCUGGAAAGGGCGAAACUUAUCUUUGGGAGGCCGUAUCACUCUCUUAAACUCUGUGCUGUCUAGCCUUCCAGUGUACCUGAUGUUAGCCUACAAAAUCCCUAAAGGUAUUCUCUUCUCUUUAGAUAAAAUACGCAGAAAUUUUUUAUGGGGAGGGAUGGGGGAGAGGAAAAAAAUCAAUUGGGUCAAUUGGGAGAAGGUUUGCAGGAGAAAGGAGAAUGGUGGUCUAGGAGUGAAGGACUUGAGGAAAUUCAAUAUGGCGUUGUUAGGUAAAUGGUGGGGGAGGUUAGCAAAGGGGGAAGAUGGGCUAUGGAGCAAAGUGAUAUCUAGUAAGUACGGAGAGAAUGGAGGGCAUUGGCUGGAUUGGGUAAGGGAUAGGAGUGGUGGUGGUUCAUUAUGGUGGAGAGACAUCCAAAAUUUAAAUGCUGGAGAUGGGGGGAAUGCAGGAUGGCUUACGGAGGGCUUUAGGAUUAAGGUAGGUGAGGGGAAAAGAGUGAGCUUCUGGUGGGAUGAGUGGUGUGGGGAGAUUUGCUUGGCUAAUAAAUGUCCUAGAUUGUACAUCUUGUCCACAGGCAAAGACAAAGAAUGCUUUCAAAUGGGAAGGGCUCUCAAUGGGACAUGGAGAUGGAACUUGACAUGGAGAAGAACCCUGCAUCAGUGGGAAGAAGAGACUGCAAAAGAACUUCAAAACAUGAUCGAGAAAGAGGAGGAGGAAAGGAAUUGUGUUCUGUGUGAAGAGGAAGAGGAGGAUUCCAGCCACCUAUUCUUGAAAUGCAAAAUUGUCAAAUGGCUAUGGAAAGCUUGCGCAAUCUGGUGGGGCAUCAAGGAAAGCUCAAAAGCACCGGGUCCGGACGGCUUCAAUUUUAAAUUCAUCAAGAGUGAAUGGGAGACAAUCAGAGGUGAUGUUACUGAAUUUCUGCAUGAGUUUCAGAAGAAUGGCAAAAUUGUGAAGGGUCUAAAUACGUCAUUCAUAGUUCUUGUGCCAAAAGUAGAGAAUCCUCAGAAAAUUGAAGAGUAUAGACCAAUUUCACUGAUAGGGGGUAUUUACAAAAUCCUUGCAAAGUUACUUGCUAACAGUCUUAAGAAGGUACUAGCGGGAAUAGUUGGUGAACAGCAAAUGGCAUUUUUAAGCGGUCGACAAUUAAUGGAUAGGGUUGUAAUAGCAAAUGAGGUCAUUGAUGAAAUAAAAAAGAAAAGGAAGGAAGCGUUUUUGUUUAAGAUCGACUUUGAGAAAGCUUAUGACAAGGUCAGCUGGAGAUUUUUGGAUUUCAUGUUGCAAAAGACGGGUUUUUCCAAUACUUGGAGGAAAUGGAUUAUGGAGUGCCUAAGGUCAAGUAUGGUGUUGGUUUUGGUCAAUGGCAGCCCUACCAGACAAUUCUCUAUGUCCAGAGGUCUCCGACAAGGGGAUCCAUUAUCCCCAUUCUUAUUUCUAAUUAUUGCAGAAGGGAUUAAUGGGCUGGUUUCGAAGGCUGUUGAGAAAGGUUUACUUGAAGGAGUUGAAGUGGGAGGAAAAGGCUUCAAGAUCACACAUCUCCAAUAUGCAGAUGACACUCUGUUGUUCGGCACAGCUACUGAAGGAAAUGUUUGGACUAUGAAGAGCAUCUUGAGGACUUUUGAGCUGGUAUCGGGGUUAAAGAUAAACUUUAACAAAAGUCAGCUCAUUGGGGUUGGAGUAAAGGAGGAGUGGCUAGAAAAAAUGGCAUGGAUUUUGUGUUGCAAAAAAGGGUUCUUGCCUUUUAAGUAUUUGGGGAUACCCAUUGGGGGGAGGAGUGGGAAGCUUUCAUUCUGGAAACCAGUGCUGGAGGGAGUGAAUAGAAAACUUUCCACAUGGAAUGGGAGAUUCUUAUCUCUAGGAGGAAGGAUCACCCUCAUUAACUCAGUGCUGUCCAGUCUACCUGUGUUUUGGAUGUCCGUGUACAUGAUCUCGAAAGGUACGAUUCUAUUUCUUGAUAAAAUUCGUAGGAGUUUUUUAUGGGGAGGUGUUGAGGGAGGAAAGAAAAUAAAUUGGGUUAGGUGGGACAAAGUUUGUAGGGACAAAGAGCAAGGGGGGUUAGGUGUGAAGGAUUUAAGGAAGUUUAAUCUAGCUUUGCUUGGAAAGUGGUGGGGGAGAUUGGUUAACGAGGAGGAUGGAUUAUGGAAAAAAGUAAUAUUGCAGAAAUAUGGUAGGGUCGGGGAACCUAGAUACAAUUGGUUGAGGGAGGGUUAUGGUUCUGGGUCUAGAUGGUGGAGGGAUAUUUGUAGGUUGAAUGUCAUAGACCAGGAGAAUGAUGGCUGGUUAGCAAAAGGGCUGAAUAUUAAAAUAGGAGAAGGGGAGAGUGUAAAAUUCUGGUGGGACGAAUGGUGUGGGAGAGGUAUUUUGGCUAACAAAUAUCCUAGACUCUACUUAAUAUCUGUAGGUAAAGACAAUACAGUGUCACAGAUGGGAUGGUGGCUCAAUGGCAGCUGGAUAUGGAAACUGCAGUGGAGGAGAAGGCUAUAUAGCUGGGAAGUCCAAGAAGAAACAGAGAUUUUAAAGGAAAUUCAAGAAACUACCCUCACGAAAGGAAAAUCAGAUGUAAGACAGUGGAUACAUAGUAACAACGGAGUAUACACAACAAGAUCUGCGUACAAGGCACUCACAAUGGAGCUAGAGCGGGAACAACUAGGUGAGACCCUUCAAAAAGUUUGGAAUGCAAUGGUGCCAAGUAAGGUUUCAGCAUUUUCUUGGCAACUUCUGCAGGAUAAAAUCCCUACAAAGGCAAAUCUUUUCAAAAGAGGUAUAAUUCAAAACAUGGAGGACUGCAAAUGUGAACUUUGUGGGCACCAAUUGGAGGAAACUAGCCAUUUAUUCACGCACUGCAAAGUGGCAUAUGAUUUGUGGAAUGCCUGCUUCAGGUGGUGGGGAAUUAGAACAGCGCUGGACAGAGAUGGGUGCAAGGUAUUCCAACAGCAUCCUUCGGCUCUCAAAGUGGCAGGAUUAAAAGAGGGAUGGAGAUGCAUAUGGUUUGUAGUUGUGUGGUCAUUGUGGUUGGCAAGAAACGACUGCAUAUUUAACGGAAAAGAAGCGGACAAAGGCAGGUUGCUGGAACUGGUUCAAUUAAGGUCCUUCAGCUGGUUGAAAGGCAGAAAGAAAGGUUGUCUUUUUCCUUUAUCCGACUGGAUCCAGGAUCCGGCUUCCUGCUUAAGAGGGGCUGCAGCAAAUAACGGCAAAAAAGGGUGACAAUAUCUGGGAAUACUUCCUUGUAUUCCGUCUAAUAAAAUUUUAUUUUGUUG